AAACUUUGAGAGCAUUUAACUAACAUUUGGAUAAAAUAAUAAAAAUCCAGGGGUCGAAACUUGAUGUUGAAUAAUAGUAUGUAGUAGCAUUUAGAAUAUCAAAUUGUGCUUGAAUAUAAACUUUACUCAAAAUAAAAUUAAAAAUUACCCCAAACUAAUAUUUGCGGGACAAAAGAUAGCAUUUGAUUAUGGACCGAUUCUUUUUAAAAAUAAAGAUUAACCAAUGAGUUUCAAAUUUAGAAAGGUAGUUUUGCCCAUUUUUUUCCACAGAAUUAUUUACAACUCACAAAAUUUCCAUUUUUUAAAAAUUUAAUAUGAUCAAAUACAAUUCAAUUUCGAAUAUAUUUUCUUAAACACUUUUCUUUUUUUAAAUAGUAGUUGAUCCAUUCUUUUCACGUCAUUUUCAUACAAAAAAUAUUUCCUCAUAUACUAUAAUAGUAAUAAUAAUAAUAAAAAGAAAUAGGAAAAUCAAUGGAGAAAACCACGUGCCAUAAAAUGAUAAACUCUUGGUCUAAUGACAAGAUAUGCACCGACUGUUUAUAUUCUCCAAAAAAAUAAUGUUAGCGUAGUUUUUACAUUCUAAUUAAUUAAACAUAUUAGUAGCAAAUUCCCUAGCCUCAUAUAAUCCCAUAUCAUUUCAACAAUUUCUCAAAAUACUUGAAAAAUAAAAACAUAAAAAAUGGCAGUUGUGAUAAUCGAUGGAUCAACAGUUCGAGACUUUGUUUACAACGAAGAAGCAUUCACAAAGGCAAUAGAUAAAGGAUUUACCGAUUUAGACCUCAAUAACGACGGCGUUUUAUCCCGAUCGGAGCUUCGUAAAGCGUUCGAGUCUCUCCGGCUCAUCGAAUCUCACUUCGGCGUCGACGUCGCUGCUACGCCGGAGGAACUCACUAACCUCUACGAUUCGAUAUUCGAGAAAUUCGAUUGCGAUCACAACGGUACGGUGGAUAGGGAGGAGUUUGGGAAUGAGAUGAGGAAAAUUAUGCUGGCGAUUGCUGAUGGACUUGGUACUUCGCCCAUUCAAAUGGCGCUUGAUGAUAGUGACCAGAGUUUGAUUAAGCAAGCUGCUGAUCUCGAAGCUUCUAAGCUUCAUGCUGCCUAGUAUAUGUACUUGACUGCUCUAUAUUUGUUUAUCAAUAAGUCCGUGGGAGCUCGUGACUCAAACUCACAACCUUAGCUUGAAGUGAAAGUGAGGAUUUUUUUAUUUUUUUUGUGGGUGUGUUUUUCAACUUUCAAGCUCUUUGUUUCUUACCAUAAUAUUACGAAGUCUUUUAAAGACGAGUAUGCCGCCGUCAUUUUCAUGGUUGUAAAGGGAAAACAUUUCAUUUUGAAAAUUGUGAACUUCCUAUUCUGCAAAAAGAAGUGGGAUUACACUAGGUACAAGGUACCUUCUUGUUUGUGGAAAAUUUCAGUAGCUUAAUUGGUUGAUUGUCCGAA
Capsicum annuum is the source of this 1437-nucleotide messenger RNA. RefSeq lists its product as uncharacterized. The transcript has a single exon. The record is from RefSeq and is a predicted model, not a curated record. Lineage: Eukaryota; Viridiplantae; Streptophyta; Magnoliopsida; Solanales; Solanaceae. Gene Ontology annotation, molecular function: calcium ion binding. Bases 680 to 1102 code for a protein of 140 amino acids.